Phalaenopsis equestris is the source of this 2451-nucleotide messenger RNA. RefSeq names its product MADS-box transcription factor 23-like. Bases 30 to 734 code for a protein of 234 amino acids. Gene Ontology annotation, molecular function: protein dimerization activity; RNA polymerase II cis-regulatory region sequence-specific DNA binding; DNA-binding transcription factor activity, RNA polymerase II-specific. Gene Ontology annotation, biological process: positive regulation of transcription by RNA polymerase II. The transcript has 9 exons. NCBI's taxonomy places the organism in Eukaryota, Viridiplantae, Streptophyta, Magnoliopsida, Asparagales, Orchidaceae. The record is from RefSeq and is a predicted model, not a curated record. Gene Ontology annotation, cellular component: nucleus.
AGAGAGACGGGGGGAGACAGUGUUUGGAGAUGGGAAGAGGGAAGAUUGUGAUGAGCAGGAUCGACAACACGACGACAAGACAGGUGACCUUUUCGAAGAGGAGGAAUGGGUUGCUGAAGAAGGCGAGAGAGCUCGCCAUCCUCUGCGAUGCAGAGGUCGGACUUAUCGUCUUCUCCAGCACCGAUAGGCUCUACGAUUUCGCCAGCACCAGCAUGAAGUCAGUGAUUGAACGCUACAGCAAGGUGAAAGAGGAUCAUCAGCUUGUGAUGCAUUCAACUUCUGAGAUUAAGGUUUGGCAGAAGGAAGCGGCGAGCUUGAGACAGCAACUGCAUAACUUGCAAGAAAAUUAUCGGCAGCUGAUGGGAGAUGUUAAUGGGCUCGGUCUCAAAGAGCUACAAACAUUAGAGAGCCAGAUGGAAACAAGCUUAAGAGUGAUCCGACAGAAAAAGGAUCAAGUUUUAAUCGAUGAAGCUCAAGCACUACAUAGAAAGGUCGAUGAUAUGGAAGAAGAAAACAUGAGGCUCUACAAAAAAUUAAAACUUUCUCAGCAAGAAAACAUGGAAUUGCACCUAAAGGUCGCCGCAAUUGCAAGAUUUAUGGGGAGAUCUACUAGUAGUGGCUCUCUUUGUCCGACAUCAACUGACCUUGAAUUAAGCCCGCCACAGAAACAAACAAGUGAAAUGCAAGAAGACGUACUAAAGCUAGGGUUCUUGCAAGAUAGCAAUUUUUCAUAGUUUAUAUCAAAGGAAGAAGCAAACAAUUUUGCGCAACACCCACAGAUGAGCAGGACUGUGACUGUCAUUUCCACGACUGCCACCAAGUUACUCAUAAAGCAUGUUGCUCCACCUUCAAUGAAACAUGCGAUCCACACCCCUUAAGCUCCCACCACAUUGCCACCUCUACCCUCCCCUUCAAGGUAAGCCCCUCCACUCUCAUCAAACUUGGUUUGAAAGGUACCUCAAGUCAAGAAAGAUACAAAUCCGAAAGUAAUUGAAAUUAUAACAGCUGAAAUUAUUUUUUAUCAUAUUCUAUAUCUAAAAUCCUUUCUAUAUGUUUCAUCUCGCCAAGUAGAUAUUUCAUAACAUCACGAGUAGUCAUGUGAUUCAAAGAUUUUGAGAAGAACUUCUGUUGAUUGCCUUAGCAUUAUCGACAAAUUUGGAGAAACUUUGAGAUCCGAAGACAACCUGCUUAUGACAUAUGUUUAUUGUUAUACAUAAAAGAUAGGGUAGGAUGUUUGGGCCAUGUUGUACAAAGCCAAAACUUCUCCUGAGUAUCUCAAAAAGAGGCAGACGGUGCAAUAGAAACGAGCCUCAGAAUGUGGGGGCAUGAGUGCCUCUGUACACAUCAGAGCCUUGGUUCCCCCACAAUGUAUAGAAGGCGGAUGAUAAGAUUUAUUUAUUGAAUUAAAUUGAUAUAUAUUAUUAUUUAAUUUCCUGAAUAUUUAAAGUGUUAACAGAAGCAAACGGUUGGACACAAGUCUAUCAUUGCUGAGUUGCAUGCUCGCUCACAUCAACAUCCUGAGUAUCCCAACAUGUCCCCAUAAAUUAAAUUAUUUUUUAUGUAUAAAUUUUAUUUGCAAUCUUAUUUCAAUGCUAAAGAGCAUUUAUAGACUUUUGUAGGAGUAUGUGCACCUGAAGAAUGUCUGAAGUAGGAGUCUACAUGAGUUUGUAGCUCUAGUGGUCAGUCUAACAACUCAAAUAUCGAGAUCUAAAGGGAGUGAAGCUGCUUGUGGGAGAAAGAAAGGAAAUGUGUACAGUAUCAAUGCACAGGGAUAUGCAUACGAGACAACAAUCCGGCUCUGGUGAGACUUCAUCAUCAUUUUAUGAUGUAGUGAAGCGUGUGGUCAUAAUCAUCGAAGAAUUUAGAGCCAACUUUGCUAUUGAUCUACGAUGGCUUGAAGAGACAGUGCAAGCUAUAAAUGCCAAGGUUGAGAGGCUUGAGGCCAGCAUUGAGCCGUUGUAGCACAAGUCACAUAUGAAUGACAAGCGUCCUAUGAUCGUGGAGGAGCACGAGGAGCAACUAGCCCUUUAUUUUCCCAAUGUAAAACUUGAUUUUUAGUAUUUUCAUUUAUUUUGUAUAUAUUAAUAUAUUGGAUGAUUUGUUGUGUUAUAGUGUUAUAUUUGUAAUCUACGAUUCUAUAUUUAUUUUUGUUUAUUUAUUAUGAGUUAUUAUUAUUUGCAUCAUUUUGUCAUUGUAAGUAUGAAAAUUUUAAUCAACUUCAACACGCUUUUAUUUUUGCACAAGUUUCUAGCAUAUCACCAACGUGUUUUUCAGUCGCUAGACAGAUAACAGUUUUUCAAGCCACAUAUUAACAUUUGGACUGUCAGCUGCUAAUCCAUCAAUCGAAUUAACAAUAGAAAAAUUCAACAUGUAUUUAAAUAUCAAAUGAAAAGUUAGCAAGUUCUUCAGUCCACACAUUUAUUGUUGAAAUUUUGAUGCUAAUCCGCCAAU